AUAUGCUUUUACAGUGAGAUAUUGUAUCUUUGACUGCUCUUAGUUGUAAUUUUCUUUAGCUGAGUUAAAGAAUCAAGUACUUUUAUAUUUUUUUAUUUAGCAGUUCCCAUAAGGACACCAAGCGUCUGACAUGGGUCUUUCUCAGAUGUUUGGGUUAAAGUUCCCAGUUGUUUCCUCAGCCACACUGCCACCUAAAUAAACAGUUCACAGAGACCAGUUUAGUGGUCUGCUCCAAGCCCAUAGACCCACAUCAAAUACGCUUGUACACUUGUGCUUAUACAGCUGACUGCCAGGAAUUUGAGAGAUCAUUUUUACUUACAAGCCACAUGGGAAUGUCUAAAUAUGUAUAUAAUCAUAAUCAAAAUGUAAUCAUGGAGACAAGUUCAUAUAUACCAUGUGUGUACCUCUUGCAGGCCACUGUGUUGCGUAUUGAAGCUAUUGAAGGCAAUGUUUGCAUGAGUUCAGAUCAAGAAAUCAUUCAAAUUCUUCUUAAGGUCACAACUAUUGAAAUUUGAAAUGUAACAUGUAGAUAAGAGUUUGAUGUCUUACAUACAAUUACAUUACACAUUUCUGCUUCCACACUAAUGUGCAUCCCUACAUUUUAAAAUACUAAAAUAAGAAUAUGAUUAAUUGUGCAUAAUUAAAAAGAUAACAAAAGUCAGAAAGCAAAACUGUUAUUACGUAGUACUAAUAGAUGUAAUAAAUAGUCCUUUUCUUGAGAUCUCAAACAUCACAUGACAAAGCUUCAAGGGCUCCAUCCUGUCAGGUUGUCAUGGGAACCGUGUAUCCCUCCCCACUCUGCUUUGUAGUCCCUCAGGAGAGCGCUGUGCACCUCUGAUUCCCCGGUGCACGGCUGAAAACAAAACCAAUCUCUCUCAACCUGUUAGAUAAUAUCCGAAUGAGAACCUGCAUCCUGUGAAAUGCAUGAGGGAGCAGGCGCCUGUGACAUGUCUUUAAACAAACUGUAGUGCUUCCUCGAAUGUGUGUGGAAGCUGAGAAAGGGAACAAACACAUCUCAUUUAGAUUAAUGAAAGGCUGUGCACUUGGGCACCGAAUGUUAUGAUCACACUGUUUGAGGAGUGGCUCUACUUUGCAGAUGAACAAUAUAAUUUCACCAAGGUGGUGCGUUCAGGUCUUUUAUUAUUCCAGCCGCUGAACGAUAUAAAAAUUCCCACACAUUUAAUUCUGUAAAUGCAAGGGUUGCAAAUGUAGGCAGUUGAGGACACACCCUAGAAUAGAUGAUAUAGGCCUCAAAUGGACUUCACUGUCACAAUGUCAGCGAGUUCCUAGUCUCACAUUUUCCUCGUCUGCAUUUUUUCUCCUGCCAUGUACUAACUGUUCCGUCAUUUAAGAGCCUGAAAGUCCCACCUGCCCCGCAAUGACCCCUGUUUUGCGGCCAUUUCCCUUACCCACCUGCACACCUGUUCCCACUUUCCUAUCAGACCAGUAACAUAUUUACCGGCCAGUUCCAUUUAUUCCCCCGUCUGCCUCAAUUUCCAAACCAUUUUCUCUGCCUUUUGCCUGUAACGACCUCUGUCUGCCUUAUGGACUCCUGCUCUCCAGCCUAUUGGAUACAUUGGCUUCAUCUCUCCUGCAUGCAUGUUUUUUACAUUUUCGACGUUGAGUAAACUUUUAAUUGUACUUGUUUGUCUUGCUGUUGGGUUCAAACCUGUUUUUACUGAGCACAAUUGCAGCAAUGGCACUGUAUGAAAUGCUUAUGUUGUAUUUUCUGUUUUUCCUUUUCUCUCUUUUAUAAUUGUUAAUUUUUUUUAUUCUCUUGAUUAUGAAGUGCAAAGGCCAUGUGUUUUUGUUAAGUAUAGUGUAUGUUGUGUAUGCAUGUAUAGUCUCCGUAUGUUUUAGUCCUCGGUUCACCUGCAGGAGGAGCUGUGGCUCGCUGCAGCCUCUCUGGAGCAGAAGAGAGAGAUCCCUCUUUUUCUCCUUCAGUGGCAUGAAUAAUAUCCCCAGUGCUGGAGAGAGAGCAUAUCAAGAGGCAAACGGGAAGGGGAGAGAGAGAUAGCAGCCAGUGUGACAGAUAAGAGCGUGGCAGAACUUGUCUCCCUGACUGCACCGUGGGCCGGGGAAAAGAGAGAGCAAGUGCACCAGAGUGUCAGGCAAGGCUGCUGCCUGCGUACACACAAACACUCUCUCUCUCUCACACACACACACACACACACACACACACACACACACACACACACACACACAGACACACAUACACACACAGACAGACCCCUCAGCCCGGCUGCACCAGAAGAAGUUCAGAGAGAAGACUGACCUACAGUCAGAAGGUACAGUAUGUUUGUGCAUCUCUAGCCUGAGAAUCAUAUCUCCUGCAGCCGUGUCCCCCUCUUUACAUCUGAAGCACUUCUAACAGAUCAGCUGUGUUGCGCUCAGUUGAUGCUCCACUUUGUUUUCCAGGUGGGUUCGCAGAAGUUUGGUCUGUGGAUUAAGUUGAAUAUUAUGGCUUUCCUCAAACUAAGCCUUCUCGUCCUGUAGAGGAGUUGUGUGUUUCCCCUCUAGAAGAACUUGUCUCGUGUUUACAGCCUGAGGGAGGAUGGAGAAGCUGUCAGGGAAAGACAAGGAGCUGAUACGAGGCAGCUGGGAGAGCCUGGGCAAGAACAAAGUUCCUCAUGGUGUCGUCAUGUUUUCCAGACUGUUUGAGCUGGACCCUGCGCUCCUCAGUCUUUUCCACUACAGUACAAACUGUGGCUCCACACAAGACUGCCUCUCCAGCCCUGAGUUCCUGGAACAUGUCACCAAGGUGAUGCUUGUGAUCGACGCAGCAGUCAGCCACCUGGAUGACCUUCACUCCUUGGAGGACUUUCUGCUCAACCUCGGGAGGAAGCAUCAGGCAGUGGGAGUCAACACACAGUCAUUUGCUAUGGUGGGUGAGUCCCUUCUCUACAUGCUGCAGUGCAGUCUGGGUCAGGCAUACACGGCGCCGCUGCGUCAAGCCUGGCUCAACAUGUACAGCAUUGUGGUAGCAGCCAUGAGCCGAGGGUGGGCCAAAAACGGCGAGGACAAGGCUGACUGAGGUGCACAGCGGGGAGCUGCUUAGCAGAUGCUGUCAAAUCACUCGACGUGGUUGCCAUGGAAUGCUGUACAUUUGCUCUGUGAGUGGGGUCGCAUAGCGUAGCAAAUGUAUGGUGUGGUUACACUUUACAAUUGGAUCGACCAAUCGCAGAGUUUAUUUUCUUUGCUGUGGAUGUUUAGCUACCAGGCAUUGCUGCUGUACAGCUGUGAGGAUCUGAGCCAGCCUGCUUAAGUUCUUCUAAGUCUGGACAUGUAAUCUGAGCGCCUCACACUGAGAAAAAGCAACAUCUGUUGAGUCUCUUUGUAUAUAACGGCUUUUAUAUAUCUACUCAAAUGAUAACAGUGACUGUAGUGGUCUUUGUGAUGUAUCUUAAAAGAGUUGCACAAUUGUGAAACACUAGAUAUUAUAUUAGGCAUCACACACUACUCAAACUGUAAUGGUUACUGUGGCCAGCAUGGGCAGCUCUCUAUCUAACUGGAACACAGUGAUAAAUUACAAAACAUGUUAAAAGUUUUGGGACAAAGCAAUGUGAUUUUACAGAAGAAAAUCCUAUCACCUUAAUCAUAAUCAUUACUGUUUUCUAUUGAUAUUACACAUCAUUUUGUGUGUGACUUUGUUAUCCAACAUUUAACUUAUUGAUGAUAAGCAAAGCAACUGUUAACAGUUAUAUUCAAGAGAUACUGACAAGAACUGUUAUACUCUCUGAUAGCUUUCUUCAGAGAUCUAUGACUGUUAACGUCCACGUGCACCUUUCUUGACAUGGUGUGUGAUGCUCUCCUCAGUAGAGGUUGUGAGUAUUUCAAUAGGCUUCAGCUGACUGUUAAACUCUAACCAAUAGACUGUUAUGUGACAUUUUUAGAGUUUAAAACUAAAAGGGCAUCUUGGAGGAAUUUUAACAUCUUUGUUCCUUGGUCUAUCAGUUUCCAGUCAUUUUUAGUGUUAAGUAGUUUUGUUGUACUGUAGUUGCUUAUUUCAGUAAUGCUUAUUAACUGUGUUGUUGUGGCUACAAACGUAGUAUUACCUCAGCUGUAGAGGUGAAGAUAAGUAGGGUGGCCUGUGUUUCUCCAGCACAGAGCACAUGGACGUGUAGCUGGAAGCUAAUAUGUGUUUUUGGAUUAUGAAACAAAGACAAACUUAAUUGAUUUCCUUUUUAAUUUAUUAAUUGAAACGAAUAAUACAAAGAUACUGUGUGCUGACACUGUCCAAUAUGUGUGUAUUAUUAUUUCUGCCAUAACACUGUAUGUAUCAUCCUCAGCUGUUAUUUACAUUCAUGGUCAUGAUGCCAAGUAACUUAGCAACAGUGCGCCAAGUAUUAGAUAAUAACACCAUACAACUGUAAAUCCAAGCUGCUGAUAUGUGGUUAUUAUUGCUUUAGUCUGAGUUUACAUUUAUAAAGUUUAUUUUUAUAUUCUGAAAUGUGUAUGUGUAGUUAAAGAUUGAUUUUCUUCAUUUAAUCAAAGUAAUACAAAUAUUAUUAACUUCUAAAUGUGCAAUCCUUUGAGAAUAUUAUAAAAGCGUUUUCUAUUGAACCCACAGGUGUAAUGUCUAGUAACUGACUGUGUAGGUGGUGUAUUUGUAGUGAUUUUUUCUUAGUACACAACCCUAUGCAGGUUGUUGUUCUCCAUGUCUCUGUUUUCAAUUACGUGGCAUUAAGUCUUUUUAGCAGGCAUGACUGACAACUGGCAUGUUAUCCCAUUAACAUCCAGCUAUGUACAUAUUGGGUGUGUCACUGUCUACCUCAUCAUUAUCAGCUGCUACCGAACAGCGAUGACUUCACCUAGUUAUCCUUCAACCAAAAACGCACAUUAUUAUUAGAGUUAAUGCAAGCACGCACUCUUUGUAAACUGGAUUCCAUCCUAUACUUAAAAAAAAAAUGUUGUGUGCUUACUUGAGACUAAAUAAAGUGAUCUUCUGUGGAUAUUUUACUGCUAAA
This is a messenger RNA of Dicentrarchus labrax (European seabass), 4967 nucleotides long. RefSeq names its product neuroglobin (gene ngb). NCBI's taxonomy places the organism in Eukaryota, Metazoa, Chordata, Actinopteri, Moronidae. The record is from RefSeq and is a predicted model, not a curated record. The coding region runs from base 2555 to 3034 and encodes 159 amino acids. The transcript is spliced from 4 exons. Gene Ontology annotation, molecular function: oxygen binding; heme binding.